Messenger RNA from Enterobius vermicularis (human pinworm), 1422 nucleotides. The record is from the annotation of a GenBank genome assembly. NCBI's taxonomy places the organism in Eukaryota, Metazoa, Nematoda, Chromadorea, Rhabditida, Oxyuridae.
AUGGUUCGAUUAAAGGAACAUGACCCAUUGUAUCAGGAAGCAGUAAGCAAACUGAAUGCUUUACAAAGCAAUGCAGUAACAUUACAGAAGCUUCGAAAAAAAAGAGAACUGAUGCAAGAGGUGAAUGUGCCUGAAACACUCUUAUAUCUCAAGCUGCUUGGUAUUAAGCCUGAAGACAUCGACAGGUUGAAACCAAUUCAUGUUAGCGGCACUAAGGGUAAAGGGUCCACUUGUGCUUUUGUUGAAUGCAUUCUAAGGCAAUCAGGGUUUAAAACUGGAUUUUACAGUUCUCCACAUUUGAUGCAAGUACGAGAAAGGAUCAAGAUUAAUGGGUCAUCACUUACAGAAAGUGCGUUUGCCAGUUACUUCACGGAUGUUUACAACCAACUUAGGAUAAAUAAUGGUAUAGAUGGGACAAUGCCUGCAUAUUUCAAGUUCUUAACAUUGAUGGCAUUUUACGUAUUUAUCAGGGAAAAAGUUGAUGUUGCUGUUAUUGAAGUUGGUAUUGGUGGCGAAAAUCCUGUUGUGUGUGGUGUUACGACACUAGAUUUUGACCAUACUCGCUUGUUAGGUUCAACGCUAAAAGAGAUCGCAUGGCAGAAAGGAGGGAUUUUCAAACCCAAUUCGGUUGCAGUUGUUGCGGAUCAGAGCGAGGAAACUUUGGAAUGUGAACUGCACGUUGUUCCUCCGUUAAGCGAAUACACUUGGCCUGCCAAACCUGUUAAAAUAGGCAUUGGUGGAAUGCAUCAAAACUGGAACGUUUCUCUUGCCCUUCAGGUCGCUAGGUUGUGGUUGGAAAGAACUGGAAACAGCAGUAGUGAGUUACAAUCGAGUUGCCGUUCCGGACUGAAUCUUAACGGUUUCGCUCCUCCGGCCAGCUUUAUCAAUGGCUUACGUCUUUGCAGUUGGCCGGGAAGAAGUCAAGUGCUGAAACUCGACAAUAUAACUUACUUUAUAGAUGGUGCACACACACCGAAGAGUCUUCAAUGCUGUCUGGAGUGGUAUUUAUCAGGGCGUAACAAGACAGACCCAGUGUUUAGAAUACUGAUAUUUCACUGUACUGCUGAUAGAACUCCUGAGUCUCUACUGCCUCCUUUAAAGGACUGUGGUUUUGAUGCAGCCUUUUUCUGUCCUGCUUGUGUGCACCGAACUGUAGAUGAAAGUUCAGACCAAACCAAUUAUAAUCAAGGCUGGGCAGAACAAAUGCUGAAAGUUGAGCAUAAUGCGGUUGUCUGGAAUGAUUUUGCUAAGGACUCCUACACAGAAGAGUUUGGAUGCAUCUCAGAAGUUUUUGAUAAAAUACAGUUGUUGAGGAAAGCGCACGAUGAGGAGAUCGAAGUCUUGAUUACUGGUAGUUUGCACUUAGUUGGUGGCUGCCUCUUAGUCUUGGAUACUCUUCGUGGAGAAUCUUGCUGUGAUUAG